This is a messenger RNA of Geodia barretti, 3491 nucleotides long. Lineage: Eukaryota; Metazoa; Porifera; Demospongiae; Tetractinellida; Geodiidae. The record is from the annotation of a GenBank genome assembly.
ACACAUCAUGUUAUUAUAAGUAUACAUUGAUAAACGCCAGUGGAGGGCCGGAAUUUUCUGUUUUCCAUAUAUGUCUAGAUUGGGAGUGUUUUAUCUCUGCCAUCCAUCAGCCUAUGUUAACUCAGUUGCUCAGUCCGUGGUUGUAGUGAUGUGCAACAGAUCAAUGAUGAGAAUUGUGUCUCUGUUGAGUCUCUUCUGGUCUCUGGUGGAGGUCCACUCUCAGACCUUUCCUUAUGUCUCCUUCAUGGGCCAAACUCUGGCCAACCAUUCCUAUGUGAACCUCGGUGAAGUGGGGAGACCUGAUCUUCCUGGUGGUGGUGAAGGUGUUCAGUGUAUCACUGACCUGACCACAUGUUGUACAAGUAUUGAUGGUCCUCAUCGUGGAGACUGGUAUUUCCCUGAUGGAACUAGACUGCUUUUCCCUGCACCUAAUGUUGAUAUCCAUGAGUUUCGUGUAACUCAGAGUGUAGAGCUACGCCGUAACACUAAUGCUAACUCACCAGUUGGUAUCUUUCGCUGUGAUAUUCCAACUAAUGCUGUCCAUGAUGUUACUGACAUCUCAGUGAGAGAUGCACCAGUCUAUGUGGGACUGUAUACUGCCACUGGAGGAGACAUCUCAAUAUCUGAAGGAGUGGCAUUUGACCCUAGCCAGCUGACCCUCACCUGUGUCUCCACUGGUGGACCUGCUACCACUGUCACUUGGACCAGAGGCAAUGUCAAUAUCACUGGAAAGCAAAACGAGACUGUGUUGAAUAACCCAGUGACUGCACAGUACACCCACACUCUGACUGUGACUACUGCAGGACAGUACACUUGUACCGUGGCUAAUAACAAGCCCUCUUCUGAUUCAGCUAGCACCUUUGUAUCAGGUAUAUAUAGAGUCAGUAAUAAUGUCCGCAAAUCACUGUUUUGGCCAGUGUGCAUGGCAGGCUGAAUACUACAUGAAAUGCAACACAUCUUUGGCAAGCGAAGCUAUUAUUUUGCGGUUGUUACGGUAUGUGCCCCUGCAUUCAGACAGGCUAGCUUUGCUCACCAAUUAUGUGGAAUGAGGACAGAGAUGCACGUUUAACUCUCAGUGUUGACAGAGCUACGGGUAUAUACUCUCCUAGUGCUUGUGAACCAAUUAAAGUUUGGCAAUAAAGUAAUCCGCUCAAUAUUAAUAGUUGCAAAGUGUCAAGGUGGGCAGGUCAACAGCAUGAUUUCCUCAAUACUACAAAUUGAAAGUUCCCAUGGUUCCUUUUCAGGUCCCUAUACACUUCCCGAUGGUAUGGUAUCAUUCAGUGGUUCGCUUUCAGGUCCCCGGCCUCCCACUGAUGUGACAGCAGUCCAGGAUAGUCCCACUAGUAUCACAGUGACCUGGACUCCUCCCAUCCCACUGGAUGUACCACUGGCUACAGGAUCUCCUUCACUGGAGGCAGUGAUGUGGAUAUUGAUGGUGGCUCUACCAACAGCUACACUCUGACUGGUCUCACCAAUGGACAGACUACACCAUAUCCAUUGUAGCCACAUCUGAACACCUCUUCAGUGAUGCCACCACAUUUGAAAUCACACUAAUCCCAGCUCCAGGACAGGUGUUUGUGUCAGUGAGCUCCAUAACAGCCACCUCCAUCUCCCUCUCCUGGAGUGUGUCCAGUGGGAGGGUGGCCAGUUGGGAGGUGGUCUGGAGACCCACUGACAGAGGCACUGAGAGCACCAGUGGUCCUCUGUCUGGCACUACCUACACCAUCCACCAGUUGGACCCCUCCACUAUCUUCCCCUCACUCAGAUGGACUGACUGCAUCGGCCACACCUUCAUCGGCUAUCUCCCUUGUCAUCUCAUGGACACUGGAGGACAGUUUGACUGCUACUUCCUACACCGUCUCCUACUCCAACACCAACACUGACUGUUUCACUCACUCCAGAAGUGAUAUCUCUGCUAGUGGGACAUCAUACACCCUGGAUGGUCUAGAGGAGGGAACUGAGUAUUCUAUCACUGUCACUGCCACUCUGACUGGGAAUGUAGGGGCUCGAGAAGGCAGCACCAUGGCUACCACACUGACCGCUGCUCCAUCUGCCCCUCCUUCUUCCGUGAGAGUCUUAGUGAAUAGUUCCACUAGUAUCACAGUCCAGUGGGGACCAGUGGAGUGCAGGCAUCAGAAUGGAGAGAUAACAGGCUACUGGGUGAGGUAUGGGGAGGAGGGGAGCAGCGAGGAAGCCAGGAGUGUUCAGAUGGUGUCAGGAGACUCCAGUGGAGGGGUCACCACAGUGUCUGGACUGACUAAAGAGACAGUCUACACACUGCAAGUGGCAGCAGUCACCAGCUCUGGUACUGGAGUCUACAGUUAUACUCUCACAGUUGAAACUCCUGACAGUGAGCUAAGUGUGUGUCCUUUUUUAUGCUCUUAACUUGACACUAGUCAUCGACCAUAGAUGUCUUCCUCAGUCUGAAUGGUAUCAUAAUCCCUAAUAAUAGUUAUGUGGAUAUCAGUGACAUUGGCUCCAGUGAUGGGACUUCUCUACUCUGUAUCACUAACCGUCCUCCACCUGCUGAUAGAACUAGUUCUGGAGGAGACUGAAACAGAGGUCCUAUGGUAGUGAGACUGAAGAGGAACACUGCUACUGAUCCUGCAGCUGAAGGAAUAUAUCACUGUAAGGUAAUGGACAAUACAGAAACUGAGCAGAGAAUUUAUGUUGGACUAUACAAUGGAGGAGGAGACAUUACAAUAUCUGAGGAGCUGACAGUGGAGUCUGACCUCAAUGCAGCCAGUCCUCAGUUCACCCUCACCUGUGUCUCCACUGGUGGACCAGCCACCACUGUUACUUGGACAAGGGACAAUGUCAAUAUCACUGGAGAGCAAAAUGAGACUGUUUUAAAUGACCCAGUGACUGCACAGUACACCCACACUCUAACUAUAGCUGCUGCAAGAGUGUACAUGUGUAUGGUGUCUAAUAACAAGCCAUCUACUGCCUCAGCUAGCAUCACAUUGGAGGAUCCCCCAUCUCCCACUGAUGUGACGGCAGUCCAGGAUGGUCCCACUAGUAUCACAGUGACCUGGACUCCUCCCUCUCCACUGGGAGAUACCACUGGCUACAGGAUCUCCUUCACUGGAAGCAGUGAUGUGGAUAUUGAUGGUGGCUUUACCAACAGCUACACUCUGACUGGUCUCACCAAUGAACAUACAUACACCAUAUCCAUUGUAGCCACAUCUGAACACCUCUUCAGUGAUGCCACCACAUUUGAAAUCGCACUAGUCCCAGCUCCAGGGCAGAUGUUGGUGUCAGUGAGCUCCAUAACAGCCACCUCCAUCUCCCUCUCCUGGAGUGUGUCCAGUGGGAGGGUGGCCAGUUGGGAGGUGGUCUGGAGACCCACGGACAGAGGCACUGAGAGCACCAGUGGUCCUCUGUCUGGCACUACCUACACCAUCCACCAUUUGGACCCCUCCACUAUCUACACACUCACUGUAUCAGCCACUAAUGUAGCUGGAACCACUGACAGCACUCCCAUACUUUUC